AUGGCAGCUUCAGCUUCAGCAAGCAUGACAGCAGUAACGCCAAGUGCGGAAGUGAUCGCACUUGCCACCUCAGUGCUGCGAUCGAAACCCGAGGAGCUAUCUGCAGGAGAAUACAUCCGUCUCCUGAAACAACAUGUGGCGAAAGGCAAGCGAGACCUCGCCAUCAGCAGCCAGCACCGCCAUCUGGACAGGUCUUCGUACUGGCGCUCAGAGGCCGAACGUAUGAAGGAAGCGGUGAAGGCCUGGGAGAACCACGGUGCCGACCUGCAAAGAGAGCUUGACGCCAUGAAGGGCAAAAGUGAUGCACCAAGACCUUCAAGCCCAAACAAGAAGCGGAAGAAAGUUGAUGAAGAUACAAUCCCAGUGCCGCGUUCGCCCAAGAAGUCGAAGACGAAUGUGACCACACCAUCAACUGUUUCUGGUGGCCUUCAUCUUCCGGAAGACCAAGAAUUCAGCCAAGCUGGAGAGACAGGCGACACUUUGUUACGCAGCGUUUACCAUAUCCAUGCCAUUGUCAGAAGCAAUCUCAAAACGGAAUCGCUGGAGCUAGCCUACCAGCUUCAGAAGGCUUCAGCUACAUUACCGGCAAUCGUACUGCAGCAAUUUCGGGAUGCUCAUGCCACAACUCAGGACGACCUGAAGUCAGUCCUCAGCGUUGCAAGCCGAACUGUGGUGUCAAUACUCGUGGGCUUCAACAGGCUGAGCCACAUUCCAGAAGGGGUUGCGGUACAGAACAGAAUCAUCUAUGCUAUCGUGCAGUUGUUCAAGGACUUCCUUGCGGGACUCGAGCAGCUUUCUAAGGCUGAAGCAUGUGAGGGUCAAUCUGGCAAACCUGCCUCAUCCACACAGAAGCAGAUCGACAAAUCGAAGGCCAAGAUCAAAUCCAAGGUGCCAACAGCAAGAGAGACUUCAUCGCUUAGCAUGUACACUUCGUUCCUGUGCGGUGUCGUCGACUCACUAGACUCGAAGCUGGAUUCAAACAAAUCCUUGUUCGAAGGCAUCAGCUACUGUGUCCUUGACAGACUGGGCAACCGGCUGUUCACCACCGUCUUCGGGCAUUCGCGAGGAGCGACAACGGAGGGGGAGAUCUUGCAAAGUAGGGAGAGCGAGGACGAGAUCGAGGAUCCCGGGCAGCCGCCACUGAACGAGAUACAACUGAAGCAAGUCCGGAUCGAAGCACCAUACCUCAUUCACCUCUUGAACAAAAUCAUGUCGUUGGCGCCGGCAUAUUUCGGGUCGACGUCGAACAGCAAAGCGGGCAAGACGAAGUCGAGCAAGACAGCUUCGAAGGGUGUUUUGUCGAUUGCAGCAAAGGAGUGCUUGCAGCGGACGUUGGUGAAUGGUAUCUUCGGUAUGGAAGGAAGGGAUGAAGACGACCCUUUCAUGGAUUUCUUGAGUAUGCCUUCGGCUGCUGAGGAUAUCCCGACGCCAAAGGUCAAGGAGGCCGACAUUCAGGAGUGGUUCAAGGAGGAAGUCUGGCGCGUGCUGGGCUGGGGUAUCCUGGCUCAUGAGAAGAUUUGA
Molecule: messenger RNA, 1521 nt
Organism: Fulvia fulva
Lineage: Eukaryota; Fungi; Ascomycota; Dothideomycetes; Mycosphaerellales; Mycosphaerellaceae
Exons: 3
Coding region: 1-1521 (506 amino acids)
Source: RefSeq, a predicted model, not a curated record